Messenger RNA from Mycetomoellerius zeteki, 4989 nucleotides. RefSeq names its product serine/threonine-protein phosphatase 4 regulatory subunit 1. Gene Ontology annotation, biological process: protein dephosphorylation. The transcript has 13 exons. The record is from RefSeq and is a predicted model, not a curated record. Gene Ontology annotation, molecular function: protein phosphatase regulator activity; protein binding. Bases 9 to 2915 code for a protein of 968 amino acids. Lineage: Eukaryota; Metazoa; Arthropoda; Insecta; Hymenoptera; Formicidae. Gene Ontology annotation, cellular component: cytoplasm.
GUUACAAGAUGGCGGAUAUAUCCUACAUCCAGACAGAGGAUCUAGAGGACCCGGACGAGGCAAUGGAAGCCGAGGAUGACGAAGAGAUCAUUGACAGUGAGGGCUCCAGAAUCAUUUUUUCGUCAGGUAUCAAGUGCGAUGACGGCGGUGACGAAGGCGGAGGAGACGAACAGCUCCUUCAAAUCAACCGGCUGCAACAACACGCCAGCUCGGAAAAGAGCUUCAAUCGACAAAUGGUUGGGCGUAUAUUGGUGGAAAUGUUUCGCGCAGCGGUCAAUAACAAAAUAACGUUAAUUGUCGAAGAGGUCAUGCAACCAAUGCAACUUGUUAUCAAUGAUAAUGAUGCUUUGGUACGGUCGGACCUAGUGGAGCAAAUUCCAAAUGUGGCGAUUAUCUGCCACGAAGCACCGCAUCUCUUCGGCGAUGUUCUCCGCAAUCACCUACUCGAUAUCGUGAUGAAGUACCUGAACGAUCAGGACAAUCAGGUACGACAAAUGGCCCAAAGCGCACUGACAACAUUGAUGAAACGAGACCUCCUUGAUAACAACAUGAUCGAGAAUAUUAUCUGUCCUACGAUAGAAAAACUUUCUUACAUGUGGCAAUUAGGAUCCCACGAUAUGGCCGACGAACAUACUCGAAACGCGAACAUCUCCCUCAUGUGUAGAUUGGCACCGCUGAUUGGUAGCGAACUUACAGAAAAGGUCUUUCUGCCACGAUACUUAGACCUAUGUGAAGAUAACGAUAUGAUGGUGAGGAGAAUCUGCGCUACUCACUUUGGGGAAAUGUGCACUGCUGUGGGAAAGGAGAAACUGUACAGCAAAUUGAUUCCUAUGUUUAUUGAUCUAUGCGGCGACAGAAUAUGGAACGUGCGAAAAGCGUGCGUCGAGGUCAUGAUGCCGGUUUCUUGCUGUUUGACGCCCGAACAUCGGCGAUUGUUACUUGCGGAUAUACUGGCUAAGCACUUGAUUGAUGACUCCAAAUGGGUACGAAUAUCGGCUUUUCAGAUACUUGGACCAUUCAUAUCAACUUUCGCCAAGCAGUUCGCCGAAGUCACUUAUAAUAAGAAUGGUGAAUUAGUGUAUAUCAGUAAGCAGGAUAAUCAUCCCAGUAUAUGUUACUCAUACGAAGGAAUCUUUCCUAUGAAGAGCGCGAUCAAAAAUCAAAUACCAGAUAUGGACGAAGAUAUGAUAGCAAAUGCCAAAUACAGAUAUAAUACUAAAAGUCCAUUUUAUCUGCCUAUGAUGAACGUGAGACAUGAAGACGUUAAAGUAUCGGAAGAAGAUGAUUCCGUAAAAGAAGAUGAUUGCCAAAAAGCGGAACUUGACUGUCCAAAAUCUUGUGAAAUAACGUAUCAAUUAAAAAUAGAGAAAGAAAAACGUGAUGCGGAGAAAUAUAAUCCAUUUUUAUAUUAUUAUAUACCUCCGGAUAUACCGCUGGAUGAUGAACUUACUCACGCCGCAAGGCAAUCGGCAAUGAAUCGUAAAGAUAUGUCUGAAAUUCCUUUCGUGGAUCAGAGUAUAGUUGAUUCAUUUUUGAAUUCCUCUUCCAAAAAUCCAGGUCCUAUUCUGAAUUCGAAUAUGGAUGAUUCAAAUAUAAACGAGCAAUCAAACGAUGACUCAAAUGUAAACGUCUUUGAAAUGAUCAAAUUCUUCGAUAAACAAAAGGAAAAGCAAGAUGACGAUAAACAAAUGGAAAAACAAAAUGACGAGUAUAUCUCUCCAGUCGAUAGAUGUACACGCCCUCGAGUUCGAAAAGAUUUUCUAAAAACUUUACGAGAAAAGUACGAGGAGUGUAAUCUAGACAGAAAAUUUUAUAUAUAUGACGAAGAUUCUAUAGGCAAGAGUGAUGAAUCUUGUAAGAAUUUAAAUGCGAAACAUAAUAAACAAGAGAUCGUACCUCAAGAAUUAAUCAAUUAUUUUGUAUCAAUGGCCGACCCGGGUCAAUGCGUGUUCAUGAGUGCCGAGAUCCCACAUUAUUGUGCCUUUAGUUUUCCUGCAGUCGCGCUCACGCUGGGCAAAGAGAAUUGGCAUUACUUGAAGAAGGCUUAUCAAUUGUUGUCGAGCGCGAAACACUGGAGAGUUAGGCGUACUCUAGCAUCCAGCAUUCAUGAGAUUGCUAUGAUUUUAGGCGAAGAACUCACUGCUACUGAUCUCGUACCAAUUUACGAUGGUUUUAUUAAAGAUCUCGACGAGGUCAGAAUAGGUGUGCUCAAGCACUUUGCAACUUUUCUGAAAAUACUCAAACCCGUCGAUCGCUGUCAAUAUCUAUCAAGACUGAGCGAUUUCCUUGCCACAGAUAACGAAUGGAAUUGGAGGUUCAGAGAGGAACUAGCCACACAAUUGCUCGAGAUUGUAAGUCUGUUCAGUCCGAGCGAUGUGGCCCAAAGUAUCGCGCCGCUGUCUUUCCAACUGCUUGUAGAUAAAGUUGCUGCUGUUAGAACCAUCGCUCUUGAACUGAUCACACGAAUAAUGUGCUACUUGUCCAACGAGGAUGCUCUGGUAAUGUCCCUUAUUCACGAACUUCGAGAAACUCUAGUUCUAGACGCUAAAAAGUGGAUACAUCGGCAAACUUAUGCGCUUGUAUGUGCCCACCUAAUUCGUAACAACGCAAUCCCGGAAGAGAAGUUUUCUAAGGAAAUGUUACCAUGUUUGAUAAGUUUGUCGUGUGAUAGAGUACCUAAUGUAAGAUUAGCCGUUGCGAGAACUAUAGCAACGGAUGUGAUUGCGAUGGGUGUAGAUAAUUUGGGCAUAGACGCGAUGGAAGAAGUGGAAAGAAUACUUACGAAAAUGCGCGUUGAUGUGGACCGAGAUGUACGAGUGUUAGCCGGAGGUGAAGAGCAGCAAAUAGACAUACUAGCUUAUUGUUCCUCUGAUGAGAAUAACCAAGUCGAACAAGCAAGAAAUAUACUAUUUUAAUAGUGAUGUAUUCUGAUCUCAUGGAUCGCGACGAAGUCACUGUGGUUUUAUAUAUAUAUAAGAGGGAAAUGAACUCCAUAUAUAUAUAUAUAUAUAUACACACACACACACAAUAUCACAAUAUGCGCCUUGGUUCUUCUUCCACACAAGUGACUUCUUGUUAAAUGAUAAGCCAAAAAUGUGCAAAUAGCUGUGAACAUCAAGCUUUGAUUGCAAUCUGACAUAUAUCAGAUCUACCGGAUAAUUACAAUUGCAGAUAAGUCGACGAUGUUAAAACAACGCUCAAAGUUAUCAAAUAUAGCAUUCACAAUUUAAGUAGUCGAAUGAUAGGUAAGAUUACAAUUUUCAUUGUUGACUGAUUUGCGUCCUUUUAAUCUAGGACAAAAUUGUGAAUGCCAAUGCGCACGAUACGUGACUAUUGAUACUAAUUACGUAACGAUACAUGGUUAAGAAAAUUCAUAUGUAUGCGUGAAUACAUACGCGCGAAGAAUAGAUGCGUUUUAUUAAUGUGAUCAAUUUGUAUAUGUAACGCGAUGUGUUCUCCUGAAUAAGUCAAAUAUUAAAUAAUUGAAGGCGUUACAUUCGCAUUGUCUUUCUCAUUCGCUUAAUUCAUUUCACGAAUGUUCGAUUAUACAACUUUCGAUACUAUAUCUUGUAUCAUUAUUUUGUAGCAUUUUUUUAUUGUACACUUAGUCAAAAGUAAGAUGCAGCAUAACAUCAAAAUGUAAAUUAAAUAAGGUGCAUUUUGUUUAAAUCAGCAUUUACGAAUGUGCCAUGCAUGAGAAUAUUUUACAGAUUAUUUCAAUAAACAUGUCGGAUAAUUGACACAUUCUAAAAAUAUGUUCGAUGAAAGAAAAAUAGAUACUAAUUAUAUUUGCACGCUAGAAAUCUUAAUCUUUAUCAACAAUUGUUUUUAAUUAUCAAACGUCCAUUUUAUCUUGCAUUUAAAAGCAAUCUUGAUGGAUAUCUUGUCCAUUAAGUGCCCAGAAAAAAAAAUUAAAAAUAAAUUGUUGAUGAUUGAAAACUUAUACUGACAACGUAAUAAUAUUCCAAUUGUGAUAAAAUUUGCCGCAUAAACAUGUUAUAUUUGCUUUUGAAUAUUCUUUGACAAAGAAUUGCUUAUAGAGAGUAUGUUAUCUAGCUUAUUAAUAUUUAAUGAAUUAUACGUUGCUCAUACAAUACACUAUGAUUCUUACGUUACGCCUAAAUUGAUAGGAUAAAAAUGUUAAAUAGUCGACUGAAUUUUAUUAAUAUUUUUUAAAUCGGAGCAUCACAGAAAACGAACGUAAGAAAAAAUGUAUUGUAGAAAACUUUAUAAAUAUUGUACGAUAUCAGAUUUUAUAACAUACAAAAAUGUACGGAUUGCUGAUAGAGCAAAGUCCUGCGCCAUUUGAUUGGGAAAAAAAAGCAGAAAGCAUUGUAUAGAUUCGUAUCUACUUGCACGGAAAAUAUACGCUCGUUAACAUUUUGUAACACGAUUAUUAGCAAGGGGCGGACAAUCGUAUCUUGUGUGACUUAGUGACAUUGAAUAUGAUUGAACUGCUUACUCUUUAAUCAAUAAAUCCUGGUUAUUUGUGAAUACUGAAGGCGAAGAAGGAGAUAUUGUUUAAAAUGCUGUAUAAUAUAUUAUGUAUUUGAUAAUGAGACGAUGAGAAAUAUACAUCAAACGAUUUGUUAUGCAAUUAUACAAAAUGCAAACUGUGUUAUACAUGAAUAAUUAAUAAAGAAGGAAAGUUCACGAGGCUGUAAAAAAAUUUUGUUCAUCAAGUUUUAUACAACGAUAACGUUUGUAACUUGCGAAUUUCAAGAAUUUCAUCGUUCAAACAAUUUUCUCGGGAUGAAUCGUCAUCGAUUGUUAAUUGCAUUUUUGUAACUUUGAAAGUUCCUAUGUAAUGUGAAACACAAGCACGUGAUCCGAAAUGAUAAAAAUCUUUGUACGAAAAUUGUUAUACAGAAAAAAAGAACAGAAUAAAAUGAAUUUCAAAGAAUUUGAUACUUCGCGAACGUUCCUUAUCGAGAAGCGAUUCGAAAUCCUUAUUCAUGAAGAGCGCAGUUAGAUAAAUAAAUAAUUCUA